AUGAAGAUUCUUUCUUGGAAUGUGAGAGGUUGUGGUUCCAAAGAAAAACGUAAAGCAAUUAAGGAGUUAAUCUGCAAAGUUAAUCAAGAUAUUAUUAUUCUUCAAGAGAUUAAAAAGGCGUCUAUAGAUAGGAGGUUCAUUGGAAGCAUUUGGAGAUCUAGGUUUAAAGGUUGGAUUCUGCAGGAGGCGAUUGGUCGAUCAGGAGGUACUUUGGUGGUCUGGGAUACAAGGAGUGUUUCCGUUAUUGAUUCGUUAGUUGGGGAUUUCUCCGUUUCUAUUUUCUUGAAGGCUGAAGGGAAGGAACCGUGGUGGCUCUCACGUGUUUAUGGUCCAGUAGUGUAUGGUAAGAGAGAAAGAUUUUGGGAUGAAUUAGCUGGUUUGAGUGCUAUUUAUGGUAAUAAUUGGUGCGUUGGGGGAGAUUUUAAUGUGGUUAGGAGGGUUGAUGAGAAAUUGAAUAGCAAGUCAAAUACAAGGAGUAUGAAUAAGUUUGAUGCUUUGAUUAGAGAGUUAAAGUUGGUUGACCCUAAACUGCAAAAUGGGCGGUUCACGUGGUCAAAUUUUAGACUUAAGCCUGUUUGGAGUAGAUUGGAUAGAUUCCUGCAUACUCUCUCUUGGUCAGGACUAUACUCCUUCAUUCCCCAGGAAGUUAUGGUUCGAAUAGUUUCUGAUCAUAUUCCGGUGGUGUUAGAUAUGAGCCCUCCUUCAUGGGGUCCCGCUCCUUUCCGCUUUGACAAUUCAUGGCUGGAGCAUAAGGAGUUCUCUAGCUAUUUCAAGAAGUGGUGGGAGUCGGCUAAAGUGCAUGGUUGGCCGGGUUGUCACUUUAUGUCUAAGCUUGCAAUGGUCCGAGAUAAAAUAAAGAAGUGGAGUCGGGAGGUCUUUGAGGCUAGGAAAGUGCAAAAAUUUGCGCUCGAAAGAAGUGCGCGGAAAGCAAGGAACUUUAUCUCUAGGAUUGAGGAAGAAGAUGGUACUGUUUGGGUUGAAGAUAAGGAUAUUGAAAAGGCUAUUUUGGGUUUCUAUUCUGCUUUGUAUUCAGCAAUCCCCAGAGAAUGGAUUGGAGUGGAGGGCAUUUCGUGGUCACCGAUCUCAGCAGUUAUGGCUUCCUUUUUAGAGCGGCCUUUCGAGGAAGAUGAAAUCAAACAAGCGGUUUUCGCUUGUGAUGGAUCUAAGUCCCCGGGGCCGAAUGGUUUCUCCAUGGCUGUGUAUCAGAAUAAUUGGGAUGUUGUCAAAAAUGAUCUUCUCGCAGUCUUUCAAGAUUUUUUUCAACGACGGUGUUGGCGGGGGGUUCUUUCGGACACAAUUGCGGAAUCGCAAGGAGCUUUUGUAGAAGGUAGGCAAAUUCUGGAUACAGUUUUGAUCGCAAAUGAGGCAGUAGAGGAGUACAGGAGCAAGGGUAGGAAGGGUUGGGUUUUCAAAAUUGAUUUCACUAAGUCUUAUGAUUGCGUGGAUUGGGGAUUCCUGGAUUCAGUUAUGAAAAAGAAAGGGUUUGGCGAUCUCUGGAGAAGGUGGAUUCGUGGUUGUCUCUCCUCCACUUCUUUUUCAAUAUUUUUAAAUGGUCAUCCAAGGGGUAAGUUCAAAGGUUCAAGGGGUCUGCGGCAAGGGGAUUCCUUAUCCCCGUUCUUGUUCACUCUGGUAGCAGAUGUUCUGGGAAGAAUGAUUGAUACUGCUAAAAGUAAGUCAGCUUUUAGAGGUUUUUCAGUAGGAAAGGAUAAUAUGGAUGUCAGUCAUCUUCAGUUUGUCGAUGAUACGAUAUUUUUUGUGAACGAUAAGGAGUCUUUGGUUGUACUUUUGGAAAUCCUCAAGGUGUUCAGUGUGGUGUCUGGUUUAUCUAUCAAUCUGCAGAAAUGUCAAUUGUUGGGAAUCAAUUUGAAUGAGGAGAUCGUGGAACGGCAAGCUAAAGAGAUAGGUUGUGAGGUAGGUCAAUGGCCAAUCCAGUAUUUGGGUCUUCCUUUGGGGGAUUCUCCUCGUUCCAAGGGUUUUUGGGAGCCUGUUAUUUCGAAAUGUGCUAAUCGUUUGGAUUCUUGGAAGAGCGCUUUUUUGUCUAGAGGUGGCAGAUUGACUCUUAUUCAAUCGGUUUUGUCUUCAAUCCCCGUUUAUUAUUUGUCUUUGUUAUGUAUCCCUAAGAGUGUGGUGGGGAUUAUUGAAAAGCUGAUGCGGGAUUUCUUGUGGGAAGGGGCGGAACAUUCAGGGGCUGACCACUUGGUAUCUUGGAACGAAGUUUGUAAAUCACGUAGUUACGAGGGCUUGGGCAUUGGAAAUUUAGCGUUGCGGAACAAGGCUUUUCUUUUCAAGUGGUUGUGGUGGUUUCCUAUGGAGAGUACUUCUUUGUGGCAUGGGGUGGUCAGAAGCAGAUAUGGGAGUGAUGGGGGCCAUUGGGACACUAAUGUUGGAGGAAGAUUUUCAACUCGUGGCCCUUGGAAAGAAAUCUCGGCUUUGUAUGAGGAGUAUAGAAGCUUGGUUUAUUUUAAAGUAGGAAGGGGAGACAGAAUUCGUUUUUGGGAGGAUGUUUGGAUUGGUGAUUCAUCUUUCAAACAGAAAUACCCAAAUUUGUUCAGGGUAUCGGAGGCCAAGAAUUUUUUGAUUAAGGACGUGGUAGUGGGGGAGGAGAUCAACAGUUCGGAAGGCCUUUGUUUGAACUUUAGAUUCAGAAGGAAUCUUUUUGAUUGGGAGAUUCCAAGUUUGGUUGAGUUGUUUAAUCUGAUUAAGUUUGUAGAUUUACCCCAGAUUUUGGAGGAUAAGAGGAUUUGGAUUCUAGAUACUAGUGGAGUUUUCAAUUGCAAGACUGCAUUUCAAUCUUUGUCCUGUGCUAAUUUAGGUCCAGAGUUACCUUGGGCUAAGAGGUUAUGGAAGAGUGUGGUCCCUUACAAAGUGAAAGUGUUUGGCUGGCUCUUAUUUUCGAAUAAAUUAAGUGUCUUCGACAUUUUGCAGCGAAGAAGACCUUUUCAAUAUUUGUCACCAAGUUGGUGUGUUUGCUGUAAAAACAAUGGUGAAUCAAUUACCCAUCUUUUCCUUGAAUGCUCUUUCUCCACGGCUUUGUGGAGUAAAGUGUUAAAAGAGUUUGGGGUAUCUUGGUGUAUGCUUUCUUCGUGGUCGCACCUGUUCUUGUGUCAACUAGAGGGAGAGAAAAAAAUGGCUCGUCUUUGGCAAAGUACCGUCAUGGCAACUUUCUGGGUUAUUUGGUUGGAAAGAAAUAGCAAGAUCUUUGAUGAGUCCUCUUGUUCUGUUGAUUCCCUUUGGGAUAAAAUUAGAUUCUGGGUGGCUACCUGGGUAUAUAGGUCGAAAGGAUUUGAGGAUGUUUUCUUUUUGGAUCUUUGUAGGGAAUAG
Humulus lupulus (European hop) is the source of this 3321-nucleotide messenger RNA. RefSeq lists its product as uncharacterized. The record is from RefSeq and is a predicted model, not a curated record. Gene Ontology annotation, molecular function: catalytic activity. The transcript is spliced from 3 exons. Bases 1 to 3321 code for a protein of 1106 amino acids. NCBI's taxonomy places the organism in Eukaryota, Viridiplantae, Streptophyta, Magnoliopsida, Rosales, Cannabaceae.